Aspergillus bombycis is the source of this 2313-nucleotide messenger RNA. RefSeq names its product catabolite degradation protein. The record is from RefSeq and is a predicted model, not a curated record. Gene Ontology annotation, biological process: proteasome-mediated ubiquitin-dependent protein catabolic process. The transcript has 7 exons. Gene Ontology annotation, cellular component: GID complex. Gene Ontology annotation, molecular function: protein binding. Bases 1 to 2313 code for a protein of 770 amino acids. Lineage: Eukaryota; Fungi; Ascomycota; Eurotiomycetes; Eurotiales; Aspergillaceae.
AUGUCUGGCGUCAAAACAUCCCGGAGAGGGCCUGGUGCAGGUGAUGCGUUGAGCCAGGUGAAAGGGCAGAUCUACCAAGCCUUCGAUCUGGCAGACCAUCCCUUCGCCUAUACACCCUCCUCCGCCGCUCCCGACCGCCCUGACCCUCCUAUCCCCAUUGAACCUACGUCGUCGUCGUCCUACCCGAGAAGCGCUGCCGCUUCCGAUAGCAUCCUGUCGUCAUCCCGCUCAGAUCCCUCCGUUGACAGCUCCUACCCGGCCGUCGGCGCUACUGGGAAUUUCUAUCUGUCGUCCACCCGUCGCCGUCGCCGCCCGAGUACCCCUGGUGUAUCUGAAUCCAACAUCGAGGGAACAGGAGUCCUUACCAGAGAUCAUACGGCCAGUGAAGCCGGCAUCUCGGAACAAAGAAUCGUACGCACAAAUACCGCAGAGGGCCACUCGCCGUCCCCCAAGCGCAGGCGCCUGACAAAUAUGCGUCCCGAUGGAGUUUCAAGUGCAAAUGGCCCUUCCCACGUGUCUAACGGCUCCGUUGCCUCGCCGUCUCACAAGGUGGGUCUUUCCCACUCCUUGAACGGCCAGGCUUCGUACGUUUCCUCUCAUGGCGACCUUCAUACGAAUGGAGUACAGAAAUCCUCGGUCAGCCCUCCAUCCUAUUUCGGACAUGACCGCGAAGAAGUGACCCGCAUCCUCAUUCAAAGUUUGUACGAGCUGGGUUAUAAUGGAGCAGCUUCACUAUUGAGCAAGGAGAGUGGUUAUCAAUUGGAGAGCCCGGCAGUUGCUACAUUUAGAGGUGCAGUGCUUGCAGGACGUUGGGCGGAGGCGGAGCGAAUUUUGGUACAGUCGUUCUAUUCGGACGGGACGAGGCGGGUGACGAGCGGCGACGGUGACCACCCGACGAAAGAGAGGUUGGUUUUGGUGGAAAAUGCGGAAAUGAAUGAGAUGCUCUUCUACCUGCGACAACAGAAGUUUUUGGAACUGCUAGAGGCUCGUAAUCUCUCUGCGGCUCUGACCGUUCUUCGGCAUGAAUUAACGCCGCUUAAUUAUGAUAUCGGGCGUCUACAUGCCCUAUCUAGUCUUCUCAUGUGCCCUCCGGAACAUCUUCACGAUCAAGCUGGCUGGGAUGGUUCGAUAAGUUCUUCUCGUGAGAGAUUGCUAUCGGAAUUAUCAAAAUCUAUAUCACCGUCAGUCAUGAUUCCUGACAACCGUCUCGCAAUAUUACUAGACCAUGUCAAGCAAAAUCAGAUCAACCAGUGCUUGUACCACAACACGGCAACUCCGCCGUCGUUAUAUUCUGAUCACAUGUGCGAUCGGGCGGACUUCCCGUCUCGACCGGGAAUUGAAUUAAGUCAACAUUCGGAUGAGGUCUGGUACUGUCAAUUCUCUCAUGAUGGCACGAAAUUAGUCACGGCAGGCCGCGACCACAGUGUCAUUAUCUACGAUACCAGCACUUUUGCUGUGCUGCAUAAGUUGAUGGAACAUGAUGACGGUGUUGCGCAUGCUUGUUGGAGCCCGGAUGACUCUAAACUCAUCACUUGCUCUCAGGAUAAAAAGGCCCGGGUGUGGAGUGUGGAUACCGGGCGAUGCCUAUUGACUAUAACUCACCACUCACAGCCGGUUACAGCUGCAGCCUGGGCUGCAGAUGGGGACUCUUUUGUGACAUCCUCUCUGGAUAAGGCCUCACACCUAUGCCAUUGGAGUAUGCGCGGUCAGGCUCUGCACAUGUGGCAGGGUAAUUUCCGUGUACAGGAUUGUGCCAUCACGCCCGAUGGGCGACGCCUAAUUGCUGCCGAUGUUGAAGAAAAGAUCCACGUCUAUAACUUCCUCACCCACGAGGAGGAGUAUUGUCUGGCGUUGAAAAGCAAGCCCACAUCGGUUGCAGUCAGUAAAGAUUCCCGCCACAUGCUUGUGAACUUGUCAGAAGGUCAAAUACAACUCAUCGAUAUUGACACGACCGAUGUUAUCCGGCGUUUCCAAGGACAGAAACAGGGUUCUUUUGUCAUCCGGAGUGCCUUUGGAGGAGCUGCAGAGAAUUUCGUAGUCAGUGGAAGCGAAGACUCUCGAGUUUAUGUGUGGCACAAAGAAAAUGGGACUCUGGUAGAAACGCUGGAGGGCCAUAUUGCUGGGUGUGUAAACGCAAUCUCCUGGAACCCUACAAAUCCAGGAUUGUUCGCUUCCGCGGGAGAUGAUUGCUUGGUCAGAAUUUGGACCCGGGAGCGCGACGCGAACCCUCAUGCUACGGCCCGUACACACCGAGCGACAUCGGCAAGCGGUUUCGCCCGCACGAGUGCUCUGCGAUCAACAUCGAGCUUCUAA